AUGCGCUAUACACUGUGCGGUAUCAAAUACACAAUGGAUUUCGGUUGCUACGACAAGGACUCUGGUGAAGUGGAGUGCUACCUCGAAAUACCGAAUCCUGAAGCAGUGGGAUGCGUUGAGAGAUUUGCCACAUUCCUCUCGUUUCUUCUCGUCAUCGUCACCUUCCCGUUUUCACUUUUCGAAUGCUUUAAGGUUGUCCAAGAGUUUGAACGAGCUGUAAUAUUCAGACUGGGGCGAUUACGAAAAGGCGGGGCAAGAGGACCCGGUCUGUUCUUCGUAUUACCUUGUGUCGAUACCUACAGAAAAGUCGAUCUCAGAACUGUCUCUUUCGAUGUUCCACCUCAAGAGGUACUGACAAGAGAUUCCGUGACGGUGGCAGUUGAUGCAGUCGUUUAUUACAGGAUCAAAGAACCAUUAAACGCUGUGGUUCGAGUUGCAGAUUACAGUGCUUCGACUCGUCUUCUAGCCGCAACAACGCUGCGUAAUGUCCUGGGGAUGAGAGAUCUAGCACAAUUAUUAUCAGAUCGCGAAGCCAUCAGCCACAUGAUGCAAGCGAACCUGGAUGAGGCCACUGAUCCCUGGGGUGUUGAAGUGGAAAGAGUUGAAAUCAAGGAUGUGAGACUACCCGUGCAGCUGCAGAGAGCGAUGGCUGCUGAAGCUGAAGCUGAUAGAGAAGCCAGAGCAAAAAUUAUUGCCGCUGAAGGUGAAAUCAAGGCGUCAAAAGCGCUAAGAGAAGCGUCACUUGUUAUGAUCGACAACCCUAUGGCACUACAACUAAGGUACCUGCAGUCACUUAACACAAUAUCAGCUGAGAAGAAUUCGACGAUAAUUUUCCCUUUCCCUAUGGAUUUCUUGAGGACGUUUUUGGGUGGUGCGGCUCCGAGCAUGUCGCAUUCAUUACCUAUUUAA
This is a messenger RNA of Parnassius mnemosyne (clouded apollo), 909 nucleotides long. The record is from the annotation of a GenBank genome assembly. Lineage: Eukaryota; Metazoa; Arthropoda; Insecta; Lepidoptera; Papilionidae.